AUGACGGAGCUAUUGGAGGAUAUGGCUCGUUUAGACACCAUGAAAGUCAUUCUAGAGCCAGGGAUACUACUAUCCGAUCAAGGAACGAUACUCAAUCUAGCUUCUAUUCGCGCCAAGGCCAUGUCGACCGCGUACACCCUUCCCGACAUGCUUGCGGAUCUGAAUUCCAUAUGCGAGCCCUUUCUGAGCCGCGGACCCGAGUACGCGGAGUACGGGAAGAAGUUUCUGGAGAGCGCCAACAACGCAAUCGUGGAGGCCGUGCAACGCGCGCAGAUGCUGGCCGCUGGAUACACUCUAGAGCAGCGGCAUCAGCAGCAGCCGCAGCAGCAGCGGCAGCAGCAGCAAGGCACUCAACCGCCGAUAGGUGCAGCCGGGACCAGGCAAGGCGAGAAUGGCUGGCUGGAGCUUGUGGGGGAGGAAGGCGUGGGGGAGAGCGGGGACGUUGCACCCCCGGCAGUGAAUGUCGCGACGAGCAAUGGAGGCCUCUCCGCAUCCAGUGCUCGCAUGGGCCAGAGCAAUCUCACAGGCGCCAGUAGCGGCUCCCGGGGGGGGAUUGGCGGAGGGGGGGCAGGAGGCGGAGUGUCCUCCGGGAAGGGCUCGAAAGGGGGGAGUUUCGGGGAGAGAAAGCCGGACGCGCAGAGGGCGAGGGUGGUCGGGCGGCGGUGUGAGGUGUGCGCGGUGAUCAAGAAGGCUGGGUGUGGCACAGACGCGGCUCAUUUCAGGUGCCUGAAGCGCAAGAAGCCGGAAGCUGUUCCCGAGAUUGAGCAGAACCUGGUUCGGUUGGGAGACGUGGGGGACGAGGAGAGAGUGACGGUCUGGAACCCUGCAGAGGGGAGGAAGCUGAGCGGACAGGCGGCACCUAUGAUGAAGAAUCUGGCGGGAUGGCUGGCGAACCAUCCUGGCUGGGAAGCUCAUCCCAAAGGCGCCGUGGUCCCUAGUAACAAGAAGCUGAAAGAGGCUUCUUCUGAUCGAACUGGAGGCUCGCACGACUCUCUAGGGAGACUCACGGGUCCUUCCAGGAAGGUGCAGGUGACAUGGGGAGAAGGACCAGGGGAGAAUGCGGAAGCGCAACCGGCGGAAGGGGGAGAGGAGAGCAUGGGCGAAAGGGGGAUUCGCGCAGCGCGCUAUUUGGCUCGAGGAGAGGUGAUCGCGACCGUUCGUUUCUCAGCUGCGUUGGUGCAAGCAGAGAGCGACCCCCUUCCGUACCCUGAUGCGCCGUGGACUGUGCACCUGGCAGCCAAGCUGCUGCGGGAAUACAGCAAGGGCAGCGCAGGUAAGGCAUGGCCGUACCUGCGGUGCUUGCCUCGGUGGGCGGGGUUGCCGUGGCUGGGACUGAGCGAGGGCGAGGAGUGGGAGAGGGAGAUUCAGCACGAGGGCACGGUGGGGCGGAUGAGAGCAAUGCUGGAGGAGGCACGGCUGCAGUGGCAGAUGUGCCGCCAGGAGGAGAGCGAGAGGGAGAGGGAGAGGGAGAGUGGGUGGCAGUGGGAGGGCGGUAUAGCGCAUGCGACAUGGCCGGAGUUUGCAUGGGCGCUUACCAUGGUGUUCACGCAUGCGUACUCGCUGCCUCGCGUGGAUGGCACCGACGCACUCAUGCGCAUGUUCCUCCCGGUAGCAGACCUUCUCAACCACGACCCACACAAGGCGAACGUGGACUGGUACUCAGCAGGGCUGCAUGAGGACCGGCUGGAGCUGGUGGCUCUGAACCCCAUAGCGCGCGGCGCACCCCUCGUGGCCGACUAUGGCCAGUACAGCUCCGACCACUUCCUGCUCACCUAUGGCUUCGUGCCGCUUGAAAACGCCGCAGACAGGGUGGACGUGUUUCAGGAUAUGACCCAGGCCGUGACCUGGUACCUCCAGAGGUACUACCAAACGCGCUCAGGCACCAUGCACUCGUUCCCUCCAACGGACGACGAGUUUCAGGAGUAUGUUCAGGUGGCUUUGGAAGGAGCAGAGGUGGAACGCAGCAGAGUAACCCCAGAGGGCGGAAGCAGCACGCACGGGGACGGGAAAGCAGACGAGGACGGGGAGGGGGACGAGGGGGUGGACGACCCCACAGGGGCAGCAGCCCAUGACAUGCCUCUGUAUGUGUACCGGGAUGCACGGGUGGACGCGAGGCUUCUAGGGGCGUUUGCAGCGGUGCAGCGAUGGCUGGAAGGGGUGGAUUGGGAGGAUAGUGAGGAGGAGUGGGUGAUGGAUGUGGAUAAUGCUCUUGUUGCUGUGGGCAGAAGGUGUCGAGAGCUCCUUGACGCCUUCCCCACGUCUCUUGCGCGGGACCGAGGGGUGCUGUGGCAGCAUCUGCGGUGCUCCCAGCAGCAGGGGAAGAGGCGCGGGGAAGGGGGAGAGAGGGCGAGUGGGGACGAGGCAGGUGUGCAAGAGAAGGAAGCGGGGUCUGGGGAUGUGGUGGGUGGUUCCCCCUCCUGUUCCUCUGGCCAUUCCUCCUGCUCUUCCGCCUCCCACUGUGCCUCAUCUAUGUCAUGCCCUGCCGAAGGUGUAGCGGAGUGGGGUGAGUGUGCCUCCCGACUUUCGUCCCCUGUACAAGCUACGGCGGUGCGGUUUAGAAUAGUUGUUAAGGAGAUGCUUGAAGCCGUGGCUGAUUCUGCACCCAAAGCCUUUGAGGAGAGACAAAGAGUGAGACCUGCGCAAACUGAGGAGGAGGGCAUUGCAGAGGCUUGA
Molecule: messenger RNA, 2673 nt
Organism: Closterium sp. Yama58-4
Lineage: Eukaryota; Viridiplantae; Streptophyta; Zygnematophyceae; Desmidiales; Closteriaceae
Source: the annotation of a GenBank genome assembly